AGUCGCGCUGCUGUGGCGGCCGCUGUAGCAGCGGCGGUCCAGUCGUAGCCCGGCCGCCCGCGCCUGUCCGGUCCGGUCCGGCCACGGAGGCAGCGCAGCGGCGGGACUCCGAGCCUACCCCGCCGAGUGAGCUGCGCCGCACCGUGCCGUCCCACCCGGCACCCACCAGUCCGAUGGGGCCGCAGCGGCGGCUGUCCCCUGCCGGGGCCGCCCUACUCUGGGGCUUCCUGCUCCAGCUGACAGCCGCUCAGGAAGCAAUCUUGCAUGCGUCUGGAAAUGGCACAACCAAGGACUACUGCAUGCUUUAUAACCCUUAUUGGACAGCUCUUCCAAGUACCCUAGAAAAUGCAACUUCCAUUAGUUUGAUGAAUCUGACUUCCACACCACUAUGCAACCUUUCUGAUAUUCCUCCUGUUGGCAUAAAGAGCAAAGCAGUUGUGGUUCCAUGGGGAAGCUGCCAUUUUCUUGAAAAAGCCAGAAUUGCACAGAAAGGAGGUGCUGAAGCAAUGUUAGUUGUCAAUAACAGUGUCCUAUUUCCUCCCUCAGGUAACAGAUCUGAAUUUCCUGAUGUGAAAAUACUGAUUGCAUUUAUAAGCUACAAAGACUUUAGAGAUAUGAACCAGACUCUAGGAGAUAACAUUACUGUGAAAAUGUAUUCUCCAUCGUGGCCUAACUUUGAUUAUACUAUGGUGGUUAUUUUUGUAAUUGCGGUGUUCACUGUGGCAUUAGGUGGAUACUGGAGUGGACUAGUUGAAUUGGAAAACUUGAAAGCAGUGACAACUGAAGAUAGAGAAAUGAGGAAAAAGAAGGAAGAAUAUUUAACUUUUAGUCCUCUUACAGUUGUAAUAUUUGUGGUCAUCUGCUGUGUUAUGAUGGUCUUACUUUAUUUCUUCUACAAAUGGUUGGUUUAUGUUAUGAUAGCAAUUUUCUGCAUAGCAUCAGCAAUGAGUCUGUACAACUGUCUUGCUGCACUAAUUCAUAAGAUACCAUAUGGACAAUGCACGAUUGCAUGUCGUGGCAAAAACAUGGAAGUGAGACUUAUUUUUCUCUCUGGACUGUGCAUAGCAGUAGCUGUUGUUUGGGCUGUGUUUCGAAAUGAAGACAGGUGGGCUUGGAUUUUACAGGAUAUCUUGGGGAUUGCUUUCUGUCUGAAUUUAAUUAAAACACUGAAGUUGCCCAACUUCAAGUCAUGUGUGAUACUUCUAGGCCUUCUCCUCCUCUAUGAUGUAUUUUUUGUUUUCAUAACACCAUUCAUCACAAAGAAUGGUGAGAGUAUCAUGGUUGAACUCGCAGCUGGACCUUUUGGAAAUAAUGAAAAGAAUGAUGGAAACUUGGUGGAAGCCACUGGUCAACCCUCAGCUCCCCAUGAGAAAUUGCCAGUAGUCAUCAGAGUACCAAAACUGAUCUAUUUCUCAGUAAUGAGUGUGUGCCUCAUGCCUGUUUCAAUAUUGGGUUUUGGAGACAUUAUUGUACCAGGCCUGUUGAUUGCAUACUGUAGAAGAUUUGAUGUUCAGACUGGUUCUUCUUACAUAUACUAUGUUUCGUCUACAGUUGCCUAUGCUAUUGGCAUGAUACUUACAUUUGUUGUUCUGGUGCUGAUGAAAAAGGGGCAACCUGCUCUCCUCUAUUUAGUACCUUGCACACUUAUUACUGCCUCAGUUGUUGCCUGGAGACGUAAGGAAAUGAAAAAGUUCUGGAAAGGUAACAGCUAUCAGAUGAUGGACCAUUUGGAUUGUGCAACAAAUGAAGAAAACCCUGUGAUAUCUGGUGAACAGAUUGUCCAGCAAUAAUAUUAUGUGGAACUGCUAUAAUGUGUCAUUGAUUUUCUACAAAUAGACUUCGACUUUUUAAAUUGACUUUUGAAUUGACAAUCUGAAAGAGUCUUCAAUGAUAUGCUUGCAAAAAUAUAUUUUUAUGAGCUGGUACUGACAGUUACAUCAUAAAUAACUAAAACGCUUUGCUUUUAAUGUUAAAGUUGUGCCUUCACAUUAAAUAAAACAUAUGGUCUGUGUAGUUUCCGAGAUGUACUAUAUACAGUAUAUUUUUCUAAAAAAAAAUGCCUUGACCCACCCCUAUACUUUUUUUUAACGAAAUCUGUUUCUUUCAGCUCUGAUGGUAGAUACAAGUAGUUACUAUUUCUGAAUGGGUUUUACUGUAAAGAAUUAUGCAAAUUGGCCAGGCGCGGUGGCUCACGCCUGUAAUCCCAACACUUUGGGAGGCCAAGGCGGGCGGAUCACGAGGUCAGGAGAUCGAGACCAUCCUGGCUAACACGGUGAAACCCCUCUCUACUAAAAAUACCAAAAAUUAGCUGGGCGUGGUGGAGGGUGCCUGUAGUCCCAGCUACUGGGAAGGCUGAGACAGGAGAAUGGCGUGAACCCGGGAAGUGGAGCUUGCAGUGAGCCAAGAUCACGCCACUGCACUCCAGCCUGGGCGACAGAGUGAGACUCCAUCCCAAAAAAAAAGAUUUAUGCAAAUUAUAUCUGCUCUGUAGAAAUAACUGUUUAACACCAUGCAAGAAGGCGGUUCAACGGUGAAAAUUUGGACCUUAUAUCACUGCAGAGGUUAGAAAUACAUAAUUUUGGAAAUAUAAGUGCAUAUUUUUGUAGUAUUUUUUUAAACCCAAUCCUUUCAUAAACUUGAGAACUGAAAUUACUUCAGACUGCACGUGUAUUAUAUUAAGAACAUUUUUCCAGAUAUAGAGAAACAUAAUAUAUAGAACUAGUCACUAAAAGGAGACAGACACUGAAAUCUAGUUUUCAUUGGUUUGACAGCCUUUUUUUUUUAAAUGUAGCUUAAAUUUCAGUACUAACAUUCAGUUUCACUUUGGUAUUUCUGAUCUUUGCAAUUUGGUUCUGUUAAUGUUAAGGUUUGAUUUUUUAAAAAAAUUAUUUUUCUUAAGAAAUUAUGUAUUAAUACAUAUGGCUCAUCGUUGAAUACAGCAUUCCUAACAUUAUCCCACAUUCCCCCACUCCCACCCGUUAUCUUUUUUUCUUCCUGAUGCCCACCCCUUUUCCCAUAGGUAAUGAUUCUUAAUCUUGGUGGAGGAUGUACAAAGUGCGGUUCAGAGAAAAGAAUUGGCAACAACAGCAAGAGACUUGGUGUUAGUCUCAGUUUAAUUACAAUACAAGGAAGAGUUGAGUAAUUUGCCGCAUCUCAAGACCUUGUAUCUCAGUUUUCUUUUUUUUUUUUUUUUUUUUUUUGAGACGGAGUCUCGCUCUGUCGCCCAGGCUGGAGUGCAGUGGCGGGAUCUCGGCUCACUGCAAGCUCCGCCUCCCGGGUUCACGCCAUUCUCCUGCCUCAGCCUCCCAAGUAGCUAGGACUACAGGCGCCCGCCACUACGCCCGGCUAUUUUUUGUAGUUUUAGUAGAGACGGGGUUUCACCGUUUUAGCCGGGAUGGUCUCGAUCUCCUGACCUCGUGAUCCGCCCGCCUCGGCCUCCCAAAGUGCUGGGAUUACAGGCGUGAGCCACCGCGCCCGGCCAUAUCUCAGUUUUCUAAUCUGUAAAAUGAGUAGGUUAGACCAGCUAAUCACUCUGGUACCUUCCAACUUGAAAAAAGUUUUUUCCCCAUUCUUUGGUAAAUUUUAGAUGUGGCCUGAACAUUCUCCUGGAAGUCAGAGGUCAAAUUAUCUUUCCAUUUUCUUUUAUUUUAGUAAGAAUUUCGCAAAUGACAAGUGAUAACAAAGGCAGCAGGAUUUUUCAUUUCUCUGUAAAUAAUGUAUAAAAUAUGUGAACAGAACUAUAUCUUUCAUCUAAGGCCAGUUCAAUUUAUUAAAAAUAAAACUAAUGCCUUUUAAAAUUGAUCAGACCUUUGAUACUUGAACUAAAUUUUGCAUUAGAGACUUUUUAAAAAUUGUUCGCUUUUGCUGAAUAAAUUGCAAAUAGAGAAGCUUCAUUGACAGUCAGUCCCUCUCUGCUUAAUGCAGUUAUGGGUCCUUUCGUUUAUGGCAAAUGACUUACCUGACAAGAGUUAAUUUUGCCUCCAUUGUAUCAAGUUUGAAUAUUUUCCAAGAAAUCUGAUUUAUUUGGCAGACUCUGAGAGAGAGAACAGAUUAAGUGCCGUUUUAAAACUCUGUAUUUUCAUUUAUAAUAAUAAAAUAUUUGCCAAAAUACAGCUGUUUUGUAAAAUUAUCUGCACCCUCAUCCAAGCUUUAUAUUUAAUAGCCUUAAUCACAUUUUAUGAAGAAUGUUAAAGAAAAUUUUUUUUUUACUACAUCGAAAUGAGAUAAUUAAUUUCUUUUUUUUUUUUUUGGAAAUGGAGUCUCCCUCUGUCACCCAGGCUGGAGUGCAGUAGCAAGAUCUUGGCUCACUACAACCUCUGCCUCCUGGUUCAAGCAAUUUUCCUGCCUCAGCCUCCCAAGUAGACGGGAUUACAGGUGCGUGCCACCACACCUGGCUAAUUUUUGUAUUUUUAGUAGAGACGGGGUUUCACCUUGUUGGUCAGGCUGGUCUUGAGCUCCUGACCUCAUGAUCUGCCCGCCUCAGACUCCCCAAGUGCUGGGAUUGCAGGCAUGAGCCACCGCGCCUGGCAAAAUAAGAUAAUUUCUCAAAAUAAUUUGGUUUCAUAUAACUGGAGUAGUAAUUAAUAUUUUAACUUCAUCAACUAGAUGUAUCUCCUCAGUAGCAUAGUAACUGGUACAUCCAGAAAUCUGAAAUCCGAGUUACUUGAUACAAAUUCUACUUUAUCUAACCAUUAGUUAUUAAGGAGGUAAAAUCUUGUUCUAAUUUGCUAUUAAAAUCUUAUUGGUUAAAUAGAAAUAAGAAAAAGUAUAAUUAAGUUUCUUCAUCCUCAAUGUCAACUUUAUAUUGUAAUUAAAUGUGUAGCAACCAAGCUGACAAUAGUGAUUAAGAAAUUAAAGUACAGAAAUAUUUUAUUUGGGGACUCAAAAUGAACAAAAGAUAGAUAAGAUUAAAAUUUCACUUAAAAAGCUGCCAUCUCUUCCUCUCUUGCCCUCCCACCACCAAUAACUUUAAGGGGAAGAGAAGCUGGUUUUUUCCCUAAACAUGUCUUUAAAAUAAUGAUACACUGUAUUUAUUAAUUCUUGAUGCAAAAAAAAAAAAGUUAGAAAAUCCCUUUGAACAUUUUUGUGGCUUAUCAACAGAAAUCACUAUCUCAAAUUGUAAUGUAGAUUACUUUUGUCUCAGUUUAGUUUAGCAAAAAUAAAUGUGAGGCUUGUGGGGAAAGACCUUGAUAUUCUAAUACAUUAUAUUUUCUUCUAGCUUGUAGAUUUUUUUUUUUUUUUUUUUUUGAGACAGAGUUUCGCUCUUUUUGCCCAGGCUGGAGUGCAAUGGCAUGAUAUCAGCUCACUGCAAUCUCCGACUCCCGGGUUCAAGCAAUUCUCCUGACUCAGCCUCCUGAGUAGCUGGGAUUAUAGGCAUGUGCCACCACACCCGGCUAAUAUAGUAUUUUUAGUAGAGACGGGGUUUCUCCAUGUUGAUCAGGCUGGUCUCGAACUCCCAACCUGAGGUGAUCCGCCCGCCUCAGCCUCCUAAAGUGCUGGGAUUACAGGCAUGAGCCACCGUGCCUGGCACUUGUAGAUUUUUUUUUAGAUUAGCAAUUCCUUAGUAGAAUCUGCAAUUUAUUUCUCUUUUAAAGAGAAUUUUAACCCAUCUGCUAUUGGCAUUCUUAUAUUUUACUUGUCCAUAGAGAUUUUAGUGAAUUGAUACAUUUAUAAUAAAUACAAAUGAGCUUUCCAGUUUUCUUUGCUCUUUCAAUUUAUGCUUUAGUAUAAGCAAAAAUUACUAUUUUUACAUUUUUAAAAAUUGUGGGUACAUGUAGGUGUAUAUAUUUAUGGAGUGCAUGAGAUGUUUUGAUACAGGUAUGCAAUGUGAAAUAAGCGGAUCAUGGAGAAUGGGGUAUCCAUUCCCUCAAGCAUUUAUCCUUUGAGUUAUAGACAUAUUUUACAUUUGAAUAAAAAAUAUUUGAACUAAGGCCGGGUGCGGUGGCUCACACCUGUAAUCCCAGCACUUUGGGAGGCCAAGGCGGGUGGAUCAUGAGGUCAGGAGUUUGAGACCAGCCUGACCAACAUGGUGAAACCCCGUCUCUACUAAAAAUACAAAAAUUAGCUGGGUGUGGUGGGGCUCGCCUGUAACCCCAGCUACUCAGGAGACUGAGGCAGGAGAAUCGCUUGAACCUGGGAGGUGGAGGUUGCAGUGAGUCGAGAUCACACCACUGCACUCCAGCCUGGGCGACAGAGCGAGACUCCAUCUCAAAAAAAAAAAAAAAAAAAAAAAAUAUAUAUAUGUAUAUAUAUAUAUAUAUAUAUGUAUAUAUGAACUAAUUUAUUUAGGCUUAAUCUCUAAAAUUUCAGCCUGAUCUUAACCAAUGAAAUUUCAAAAACAAAAACUGUACUUCAGUCUACAAUUGAAUGGAAUUCAGUGUAGACCAGUACAAUGGAAUGUACUGGCUGAGAUGGGAGGGUCCCUUGAGCCCAGGAGUUUGAGGCUGUAGUGAGCUGUGAUUGUGUCUGUGAAUAGUGACUGCACUCCAGCCUAGGUGACAUAGCAAGAUGCCAUCUCAAAGAAAUAUAGAUAUAUAACAUAAAAUAAAUAACUUUAUACAUUUCCUGGAGGAAAAGUACUCUGUAAAUUCAAGAGAUCUGAAUCAAAUUACUCAACCUUUUGGAAUUUGAUCCUCUACUGUAAUACUCAUAUGCUAGAUUACUGAAUUUUCAGAGUGAAAAAAAAUUGACAGGGUAAUAUAUAGGCCAUAUUAUAGUGAAGAUCAUAAGUAUAAAUGUCCUCGUUUAAUCUUUCCAUAUUGAGGACAGCCUCUGCAUAUAAAAAUGUUCAUUGGGAGAAAAAUUAUUUUUAAAACUAAAUUUUUAUAGUAGUCCUCCAUUACUGGCAAUUAAGGAGCAACCCACAAAAUGUCAUUAUGUGGUUCUUUGAUUAGGCAUAAAAAGUAUUGCAAACAGCUUUUCUAUUCCUUUGGAAUAUGAAUCUUUUUAAUGUCUAAAGUUAACCUGCAACAUUUUCUAGUAGGACAAGUCAAUGUAAAUUAGGUAAUUUUUGCCUGUUUUAUACCUUCUGUUGCAUUUUGUUCAAAUGAAAACAUUUUUUAAAACAUGAUUGAAUUUUUACUUCUCAGAUAAUUGGUUUGAGUGUGGAAUUUCUUUUUUAACACUUUGAUAUGUAAGUUAGUGUAAAUUAAUACUUUUAUAACACUACUAGGCUUUAUAUUUUUAUGGAAUGUUUUAAAAUUUGAAAUUUUUGAAGUGUUAAUUUAGCAGUACUUUAUCAUUAUGUGCCAAUACUGACAAGAAAAACAAUUUUUUAUGUAUUUAAUAUACUAUGGUAUUCAAUAAAUUCUAUUUUAAAAUAAAA
This is a messenger RNA of Homo sapiens (human), 7324 nucleotides long. Lineage: Eukaryota; Metazoa; Chordata; Mammalia; Primates; Hominidae. The record is from RefSeq and is a predicted model, not a curated record.